UGCACUACAUGGUGUUUAUUAGUGUUUACUGUCUGUUUAAGUGCACUACAUGGUGUUUAUUAGUGUUUACUGUCCUGUUUAAGUGCACUGCAUGGUGUUUAUUAGUGUUUACUGUCUGUUUAAGUGCACUACAUGGUGUUUAUUAGUGUUUACUGUCUGUUUAAGUGCACUACAUGGUGUUUAUUAGUGUUUACUGUCCUGUUUAAGUGCACUACAUGGUGUUUAUUAGUGUUUACUGUCUGUUUAAGUGCACUACAUGGUGUUUAUUAGUGUUUACUGUCCUGUUUAAGUGCACUACAUGGUGUUUAUUAGUGUUUACUGUCCUGUUUAAGUGCACUACAUGGUGUUUAUUAGUGUUUACUGUCCUGUUUAAGUGCACUACAUGGUGUUUAUUAGUGUUUACUGUCCUGUUUAAGUGCACUACAUGGUGUUUAUUAGUGUUUACUGUCCUGUUUAAGUGCACUACAUGGUGUUUAUUAGUGUUUACUGUCUGUUUAAGUGCACUACAUGGUGUUUAUUAGUGUUUACUGUCUGUUUAAGUGCACUACAUGGUGUUUAUUAGUGUUUACUGUCCUGUUUAAGUGCACUACAUGGUGUUUAUUAGUGUUUACUGUCCUGUUUAAGUGCACUACAUGGUGUUUAUUAGUGUUUACUGUCCACUUUAACAUUCUUACUGGGACGCACCGACUGUGGGGAAGCAGAAUCGGGGAGUGGAAUCGGAGUGGAAUCGGGGAGCGGAAUUGGAAUGGAAUCGCUUUCCAGAUGGUAGUUUUGGGAAUAGGUGAUUAGCAGGGUGAGGUGUGUCACUGAUGAUUUUUCCCGCUCGCCUCUUCUUCCUGGCGAUGUCCAGCUCUUCAGGUAGUGACAGACUGCAGCUGUUGAUUUUCUCAGCAGUCCUGAUAGGGCAUUGCAGCUUCCUCUUUUCUCUGGAGGAGGCUUCACCAAACCAGAUGGUGAUGACUGGCGUAAGGAUGCGUUCUAUAGUGGCAGUGUAGAAUUGCACCAGUAUAGCCUGGGGCAGAUGAAACUUUGCCACCUGCUGUAACAAAUACAUCCUUUGCUGAGCUUUUUUAUUGAUGGAUGAUGUAUGGAUCUCCCAUUUGAGAUCCCGUGUGAUCGUAGUUCCCAGAAACUUGAACGAAGUGACAGUGCUCACUGAAGAGUUAGUAAGGAUGGGGGGAUGUGUGUUUCCUGAAGUCGAUUUGCAUCUCUGUGGUGAGAGAACACAACCUCGUGGUGCUACAGUGCUGAGUGACGGGGGUUCAGUAAUGUUCUGACCGAUUCUCACAAACUGCUUCCUGUCAGAAAGGAGGUUUGUGAUUCACGUACAGAUGGAGCCAGGUACUUGCAAAGCAAUGAGUUUCUCUUGUAGGAGCUCAGGGACGAUGGUAUUGAAGGCCGACCAGAGAUCUACAAAGAGGAUCCUGGCAUAAGUGUUCAGAGAGUCUAGGUGCUUUAAUAUGAAGUGAAGCCCAAUAUUAACUGCAUCAUCUACAGAUCUGUUGCUUCUGUAGACAAACUGCAGUGGAUCCAGAAGAUCCUGAGCACUGGAUUUGAGAAAUGACAUCACCGGUCUUUCAAAGGUCUUCAUGAUAACAGAGGUCAAGGCAGUAAAACACUAUGAGUUCAGCUGGAGACAGACAGCACUCUUCCAGGAAGUCUUCGGCUCCUGAUUCUGCUCGCUCACAGCUGUCUGAGGCCAUGAAAACAGAGACUAAUGGAGGGAAAGAAGGCAGUGUGAUGAAAGAGGAGACCCUGGAGCUGAGCAUCAGUAACCAUGGAAACGGCCUUACCAGCACACCUGAAUUUAUCUCCAUUAAAGAGGAAGAAGCUGAUGAUAAAGACUUCCUCUAUUGCGAAGUUUGCCAGUCCUUCUUCUUUAAAAAGUGUGAGGUCCACGGUCCGGCGCUCUUCAUCCCUGAUACUGCUGUUCCCAUGGGGGUCACUGACCGAGCCAGACAAACUCUUCCUCCUGGACUAGAGAUUCAGAAGUCCAGUAUUCCUGAUGCAGGCCUGGGAGUGUUUAAUAAAGGGGAGACUGUUCCAGUUGGUGCACAUUUCGGACCCUACCAGGGAGAGCUAGUAGACAGAGAGGAAGCUAUGAACAGUGGAUACUCUUGGGUGAUACAUAUGAGUAGGCAGUGUGAAAAAUACAUAGAUGCCAAGAGAGAGAUGCAUGCUAACUGGAUGAGGUAUGUGAAUUGUGCUUGUAAUGAUGGAGAGCAAAAUCUUAUGGCAUAUCAGUAUCGAGGGGAGAUUCUGUACCGUUGCUGUCGACCCAUUAAUCCAGGACAGGAGCUCUUGGUGUGGUAUGAAGAGAAAUAUGCCAGAGAUCUAGGCCCUACGUUUGACCAGCUCUGGAAUAAAAAGUGCUCUGCAAAUGAAAUAAUUGAAGCUCGGUUCCAAAUCUUCUCCUGCUCCUUGUGCACACUUUCCUAUACAUCUCAAAUUUACCUCAACAAACACAUAAAGAGAUGCCACUACGAGGAGUAUGUGAGACUGCAGAAAUCAGGAGAGUUUAAAUAUGAGAUUCAGAUACCUACAAAAGGUUCCAGUUGUCAGCAAACAUCAUCUGGUACUCUCAGUUCAGACACGUCUCCCAGAGAAAUGCAGAAGGAAGUUCACCACUGCUCAGACUGUGGAAAGAGCUUUGCUGAUCAGAGUGCUCUACAGCGACACCAGCACAAUCCCACAGCAGAGAAGCCGUAUCACUGCUCACAGUGUGGAAAGCGUUUUAUUAGAAUGGGUUAUCUUCUACGACACCAGCGCGAUCACAAAGGAGAGAAGCCGUAUCAAUGCUCACAUUGUGGAAAGUGUUUUAACAGAACGUGUUAUCUUAAACGACACCUGCGCAUUCACACAGGAGAGAAGCCGUAUCACUGCUUACAGUGUGGGAAGAGUUUUAAUCAAAACGUUGUUCUUCUACAACACCAGCGCAUUCACACAGGAGAGAAACCAUAUCACUGCUCAGAGUGUGGAAAGAAUUUCUCUCAAAACGGUGCUCUUAAAAGACACCAGCGUAUUCACACAGGCGAGAAGCCAUAUCUAUGCGCACAGUGUGGGAAGAGUUUUACUACAUGGAGCAAUCUCCAAACACAUCAGUGCACUCACAGAAUAGAAAAGCCGUAUCACUGCUCACAGUGUGGAAAGAGUUUUAAGCGAAAGGCUGAUCUUCAGACACACCAGCGCAUUCACACUGGAGUGAAACCAUAUUUCUGCUCACAGUGUGGAAAGAAUUUUACUCUGCAGCGAAGUCUUCAACUACACCUGCGCAAUCACACAGGAGAGAAGCCGUAUCACUGCUCAGAGUGUGGAAAGAGUUUCAAUCAAAAGAUUGAUCUUGUACGACACCAGAGCAUUCACACAGGUGAGAAGCCGUAUCAUUGCUUACAGUGUGGAAAGAGUUUUAUUCAGCAGCGUGGUCUUCAACGACACCAGAGCAUUCACGUUAGAAAAGCCGUAUCACUGCUCACAGUAGGGAAAGAGUUUUAAUGGCCUGAGUAUUUUCCGAAGACAUCAGAGCAUUCACACAGUAAAGAAGCCUGCUCAUAGUAUCAUUGUUCACAGUGUGGAAACCCAGCUUGUGCAAUUUAAUGCUUUAAUCUUCACAUUAUUACACUAUCACAACAUCCAGCAACAUUUACUUCGAUUAUAUUACCAGACCUUCCAGCGUUUACGCUUAAGAGCUUCACAAUUUAGCAUUAGCAUACACUAGUUCAAGUUAUCACUGAAAAAUAUGCCAAAACGGCAAUUUUAUUCUCCCUAAAACAAGAUAUGAGCCACUUGACAUGUAUGUCAAAUGAUUUAUGCAGAUGUUUUGAACUCUCCAGUAUUAUCUGACACCACCUCUCAGCUGGACUUGUGGGGCAACUUCACUUUCUGCAAAGAAUGGGGAAUGGUUUGAGUUCAUUAAUAUGGCAUAGACUUGGUUCAAAAACACUUCUACCUCUGAGACACUUUUAGUCAUUCACUCAUCAUUUCAGCUCUGUGAGCUUCACCUUUUAUGGAGUUUUGUGACCUGCAAGUGCACUAACACUGAGCCAUUAUACAAAGUGAAUUUGUCAAAGUAAGUAUGAUUAUUGUGUUGGCUUAAAAUGAUGUAUGUAGAUGUUUCUUUUUAAUUGUUUUUAUUAUUUUUAUUAUUUUUUUUAUUCUUUCGGUCAUUCACAGCAAGCUACUGUAAGCUCAGAUGCAUUCUGUUUGCUUUGACUAUUUUGAAAUGUCUCUAGAACUUGACUGGAGUCUACCUGUGGCAGAUUCAAUUGAUUGAACAUGAUUUAGAAAGGCACACACCUGCGUUUAUAAGGUCCCACAAUUCACAGUGCAUGUCAGACAAAAGUAGGCAUGGUUAAUAUCAUCCCUACUGUGAAGCAUGGUGGUGGCAGCCUCAUGGUGGAGUGCAUACAACCUCAGACUGGGGUGGACGUUUAACUUUCAGCAUCACAACGACCCAAAGCAUACAGCCAAGACAAUGCUGGAGUGGCUUCAGGGAAAAGUCUCUGAAUGUCCUUGAGUGGCCCAGCCAAAGCCCAGACUUGAACCCCAUAAAACAUCUGUGGAGAGACAUGAAGAUUGCAGUCCACAGAUGUUCCCUAUCCAGGCUGAUUAAGCUUGAGAGAAUCUACCAGGAAUAAUUAGAGAAACUGCCCAAAUCCAGUUGUGCAAAGUAGCUGUAAUAGCUGUCAAAGCUGUAAUUGUGGUUUAUUGUGUGUAGCUUGAUGGCCAAAAAGUAAUGUGUGUUAAAACUCAAGUGGGCUAAAAACUUUUCGAAGCCACUGUAUAUUGAAAUUCUGUGGAAGGCAGAGCAUUUUUUGUUCACAGAGUGAUUUAGUAUUCUUAUUUUAAUGUUUGCUUUUGAACUUAAGUAUCCAUAAAAUAAAAUGCAUAAAUUCUUUGCAUUCAUAAAUUUCUAAUUCAACAUUAUUGUCACUGUAGUAACAAGUGCAGCAUAAGAAUAAAGCAGAGGUGGUGGGAUACCAUGACUUGUUUUAGCUCAUACAAGAAAUGCCUAUACCAUAUAAGGUCAUUUACUCAAGUUUACACUAGCCAACAUUUUGAUGUUGUUUUGAUUGCAAACAGAGUAAUAAAAGUUUCUUUUUA
This is a messenger RNA of Pangasianodon hypophthalmus (striped catfish), 5100 nucleotides long. RefSeq names its product histone-lysine N-methyltransferase PRDM9. The transcript has 7 exons. Lineage: Eukaryota; Metazoa; Chordata; Actinopteri; Siluriformes; Pangasiidae. Gene Ontology annotation, molecular function: histone methyltransferase activity; protein binding. The record is from RefSeq and is a predicted model, not a curated record. Bases 1621 to 3492 code for a protein of 623 amino acids. Gene Ontology annotation, cellular component: nucleus.